CUGAAGAAAAAGCUCCCAAAGAAUUUCCUCUGUCACUCUAGAAUGCAGUCCACUGAUAAAUAUUGAGCGAGAGCUAUCGAAAAAGGAAUUGCUAGAUUUCGAUGCUUUGGACAUGGUGGAAACCUCAAGAAAUUUAUAACGUGACGCUUUCUUCGAUUAUAGAUACACAAUAUACAAUCACAAAACAGGCCAAGUUCUGUGUGACUUUUGUGUGUGAGAGUUUAUAAUCCACAAGCCGAUAUAUUAUAUACUUCGAUCAUUAACACAGUCUUUUCCUACCACCAAUUCUGCUCAUAUAAAACUAAAAAUGUAAUGAAAAAUCCAUGAGCAUACAGCACAAACCCAAUGGCCUAAAACAUUGCGAGGAAGAGGUUUCCUGUGUUCAUACGAGGCAUUCAUCCAGAAGAGAUCUCACAGAAUCGAGGUUAAUGGAUAUUUGUUGUGAUGGUGAAAUUUUCUGUUUGCAAAAUUUCUUUAAAAGUAACAAUCUUUCAGCGAUUAAUUAUGUUGCCACAAGGACGACACCACUGAAAUGGCAAUGGGUAAAUUGGAAGGGAGUGAAAAGUCCCAAAGCAAGUCAAAAAAGAAGGAAAAAGAACUGCUUCCUACAAAGUUGGUGAUAAGGAGACUCCCAGCCUCACUUACAGAAGCAGACUUGAAAGAAAUCUUUGUUGGAAUUCCAGAGCAUGAUCACUUUAGAUUUGUGUCUCCUGAUUAUAGCCUCUAUCCACAUUCAUUUGCAAGAGCAUACAUAAAUUUCAAAAGAUUUGAGGAUGUAACUCUGUUCAGGAAUAAAUUUGAUGGCUUCAUUUUCAAUGCUGGAAAAGGAGAUGAAAGCAGUGCUGUUGUAGAGGUUGCACCAUUUCAAGCAAUUCCAAGAGAGAAUAGAAAAAGAAAGGAUGUAAAGAAUGGAUCAAUCACAAAAGAUCCAGACUAUGAAGCUUUCUUAGAAAAUCUAAGCAAAAAAGUAGAGCCAUUACCAAGUGCUGAAAUUUAUGUAGAGCAAAUGGAAUCAACCAAAGCUGCAGGCUCUAAGGAGAAAUCACAAACACCUCUUGUGGAAUUUUUGAACAAGAAAAAGGCUGCUAAAAAUGUUAGCAGACAGAAUGCUCUGGAAAACGAAAGAAGAAUGAGACGAGAAAAGGAAUCUGGCAGAGACUCAAAGUUUUCAAAUGAUGAUCGGUAUUCUGAAGAUUCAAAGAGAGACAAAAAAGAUGCAAACAGUGAAACAAAGGGAUCUCAGGAUAAAAGAGAAAACAAAAGAAAAGAAGAACGAAGGGAAAGACGAGGCAAUUCUGGAAAGAAAAACAGGCAUGACCAGCGUGAUCAGAAAGAUUCAAGGGAUCUCAAAUCUCGAAAGCAAGACGAUGAUGAUAAACCGCUAAGUGCCAGAUCUGAUACAUCGGGCAGAAGGAGCGAAGGUCGCAUAAACAAGAGAGAGGAUAGGCGCCAAAGUAAUGAAAGAAGAAAUCGAGAUGAGCGCAAGGAAGAUAAAAAUCAGAGAAGAGCAGAUGAUCAAAAGAAAACUUCAAGAACUGAGCAAAUGAAGCAGGAAGAGCAAAGACCGAGAAGGAAAUCAAUUGAGUACGAGGAUCCAAGCAUCGUUGCGUUUGGAAAAUCAGUCGAGACGAGCAAAGAAUAUGGCAAAAAAACACAAGGCAAUGAUGGAGUUAAAGGGAAAGAGGUUGCUGAUAAAUCGAAGGGGGAGGAGCAAGAUAAAUGGAAAAGCAAGGAACAUAGCAGAGGUAAUAAUCAAGUGGAUGACGGGGACAAGAAAGUAAAGAACAAGGAGAGGCCAGCAAUGGCCAUAUACCGACCUCCGGUAGCAAGGCAUGACAGAAACAAAGCGAAAGAUGACCGAUCUAGCCCAGACAAAGGGAGGGUCAAAUCUCCAACUGGUACUAAGUCUCCAGAAAAGAAGGAACGACCGCAAGAAAGAGGCUAUAAUAAAGACCGACCUCGUUCCUAUAACAAUGACAGAGAGUAUGACAGAGACCGUAACAAGGAGAAGGAAAGGCGAAAUAGGGAGCAGGAGCGUCGCGAAAGGGAACGAGAGAGGGAGCGAGAGAAAAGGAAAGAAAAAGAUCGAGCUAAAGAAGGGACCAUGAAAUGAAAAAGAGAAUUUGAACCGCCUUUGUGAAAGGGACGUCAGUAAUUGAAGAUGACAUGAAUUUCAAGACAUUGGAGAACGAUGGUUUCGCGUUUCUUCCCUCGUUGCUCUGGUUAUCAUGAAUUAAAAGAAAUUUCAUUAUUUAUAAAAUUUGGUUUGAUUCAUGCAAAUCUUAAGCCAGUUUGCUCUUCAAAGCUUCAGACUAGCCUUGGUAUCUCGUCUGUAGGUUUUAUUUGAUGUUAAGAGGAGAAAGCCGUCUCAUGAAUCUGUUGUGUUUUUGCAUCGGUCUGCUAUUGUUUUCAUUCUACGUAUGCACGAGACGCAUUUUUGUCUUUUACUCCAGAAUCUUUGAAAGUCUUUUGCAUAGUUCUCGCCAGGUGUUGAAAACUGCUUAUAUUAAAAAUUCUGACUUACCUUAUCCAACUAUGACAGCUCUCUGUUUCCUGAAAGAAAAACAGCGUUUUUUCAACUGCAUCUUGUUUGAAUAUAAGUUUACAGUACGCAAGGUACACCAUCUUUUGUAUGUC
This is a messenger RNA of Rhopilema esculentum, 2637 nucleotides long. RefSeq lists its product as uncharacterized. NCBI's taxonomy places the organism in Eukaryota, Metazoa, Cnidaria, Scyphozoa, Rhizostomeae, Rhizostomatidae. The record is from RefSeq and is a predicted model, not a curated record. Gene Ontology annotation, molecular function: mRNA binding. Gene Ontology annotation, cellular component: nucleolus; cytoplasm. Gene Ontology annotation, biological process: nuclear-transcribed mRNA catabolic process, nonsense-mediated decay; positive regulation of translation.